Molecule: messenger RNA, 4350 nt
Organism: Exophiala xenobiotica
Lineage: Eukaryota; Fungi; Ascomycota; Eurotiomycetes; Chaetothyriales; Herpotrichiellaceae
Exons: 6
Coding region: 1-4350 (1449 amino acids)
Source: RefSeq, a predicted model, not a curated record
AUGGAAUCAAAGCGAAGUCGCAAGCAGCGAACCGACAUCAAUGGGACUCAUGUUGACGCCCAUCUCUAUGAUGAACACGGUCUGAAGAUUUUGGCCCACCUAGAGCGCACUCUUCUGUACGAGCUCCCACUGGACUUCUUCGCACCAGCUGCCAUCUCCUACUGCGAAGAGCUCGGCAAAGCGGUUUCCAUGAGCGAAAUCGAGGGCAAGCUCAUGCUUUUCUGGUCCCAUUGGCGCCCCAGAGGGAAAAAUCAAGAGCAUUGGAGAGAACUCUAUCAAUUGGGGCUCAAAGGGCUGCCAGGUCUCGCCCAAGACAAGGCCGAACGGAUCAGGAAGUGGGCGAUUGAGUUGCAAGAUCACCACGGAACUCCACGGCGCCUAAGAAGUACUUCAGUAUUACCGCCAGCUCUCCGCAGUACACCUAAAAGACCACCAGAGCGCCUGGUCGGAGUUCCGGCAUGCAGUCGAGUUCAAAGAAACCGCCAAUAUGAUGAGUCCCCAAAGCCAAAGAGAAUAAGGACAAGGCCGACAUCAGUGUGUGCUAGCAGUACGGUGAUCAAACGAUCGACCUCUCCUUCUCCUCCAGCAACGAGACAGCUCGACGUCGCUCUCAAGAACUCGCGUGGCCACGAGGGUAAUUCGAGUGUUGAUGUGUCGUUCCAAACACCCAGUCCACCAGUUUCUGAACGAGCAUCCCCAACAAGCGAUUUUCGAGAAUGGUCUCAGCGGCACCACGUCAAUGCCGCCGAUUUGAACAAUGAAUUGGUUACAACAAACCAACCAUGCCUCUCCGGAACGCCCCUUACGGAACUUGAACGUCGCCAUCUCUGUGAGAUGAAGUCGGCAUUGGACGACAUGACAAGUCAAAAAGCACGUUUGAUGUCGGAACUGGACAUCGUCAGAAGUGAAAAGGCUCAGAUGACGUUGGACUUAGGCGAGCUGAAAAUUCAAGCCAUCGACGAUACCCGGCAUUGGAAGCGGCUGUAUCACAAAACCCGCAGACGGCGAGAUUCCCUCAAACGCCGCAACAAACACAUCCAAGCAGAACUCUUCGCAUCAACCACGGGCAAGACGAGCAAGACCAACUUGAAACUCCGCCGCGAGAACGACCUCCUGCAGGAGAAGUUAGACAGCUUCCAGGCCACGUCCCAGUUUGACAAGCCGUUUAGCGAGAAUUUUCGCGCCCGGAAUACGGAAAAGGUCAUCGACCACGUGGAUUCGCUCCGGUCGAGACUCUUCAAACUCUUACAAGGAGACGAUGUCUCGUUCGCCCUAGAGAGGCUGGACGGCGUCAGUGACUGUCCCCUUGCGAUGCUCUUUCGAAGGGCGUUUGGCUUGGAUGCCACCGUUGAUGCCUCUGCCGGAAAUUUUAUUCCCACCGCCGAGCUCUGCACAUCCACGUUACAGGCGGUUGUCCUGAGUCUUGUUUCUGCAGCCAUCUGCGUAUGGGUGCUUGAGGCCGAGGUAGGGGCGCUUUUCCAGGAGAAUGAUCUCUUCUACUCGAAGCAGCAAAGCCUCCUGGCUACACAAGACAUCAAACUCGCAGACCGCCUUCAAUAUGCUGCCCUCGAAAAGUGCGUUGACGACCCUUCUAUAUACGACUUGGCGAUCCCAAGACGAGCACGAUCCCUCGCCAGGCGGACUCUUGACUGCAUCAAGCCUCUACUAGAUGCACACAGAAACCUGGACGAGCAAUAUGCCGAUGCUGCGGAUGAAUGGGUUGACGACGAACAGCAGCUGAUCGAGAUCUUCAAACAGGCACUGUACGCGAAAGUCAGGCUCCUCUUGACCACUGAUGUGUACAAGUGUGUCCUUCACUGGCCGGGGACGUCCCUUGACAGAGUCAGCAUGGAGGGCAGGAGAGGCGGCGUCAAUGACACGGAAAGUGAGCCUGAUGCAGUGGGUUCGGUUGCUGGAGCCCUGCGCCUGAUACCCGUCACAUUGCCGCAACCCGUCCUCGGUUCAGAAGAGCUUCAGGUGGUCAUGGAGCAGCCGGACGAGAGUUUUAAGCACGCUACAGUUGAACGCAUUGAGUUGAUGAAGGAUCUUGGCAUCUCAUUCGAAGGACGUAUUCAACCAGAAAAAUGGGGAGAGUAUGCCCCGAUAUUCGAAGAAAUACGUCGCAUUGGCGAGCUGAGACCCAAAGAUUUCAUCGAAAAGUUCCCAUCGAAUCAUGACUAUGCCGUCGACAAAGGAUACAAAGCUAUGAGGCUGAGCGAAAAGGCAUGGACUUGCCUGGAAAUCAGGGAUAGCGAGUACGGUUGGAGAAAGGAAGUUGAAUUCCGGGCUUUCGAAUGUUUCGACUCCGAAGUCAUAUGUCGUAUCUGCCGGAAGCGCCCUUGGAAGCCAAUGUUCGAGGCGAAGCCACUCGACCCAGCCGAAGCCGAGAGGCUUCAAAGAAGACGGCAAAAACGACUCCUAUGUACAUGUACUCGCCUGGAGCAGACACAAACGCAAGAGACUGACCAAUAUUCUCGGCUGUUUUCCAGAGAGCUCGAUAAGACCAUUGACCACGAGGACAUGACAGAACACGUGAAGAAGCGCUUGAGACAACAAAGACCUGACAGGGUGAUUGGUCUCCGGCCGACUGGCACUUUGCGGCAUCAUAUUUCGUCUCUGCGGGCCCGAUGUUGCCCGUUUAAAAAGGCCAACGUCGUCUAUCCUUUUAUCGUGAUCGAAGCAAAGGCCGCCGAAAACAGCAAUUUCCCCGCCAUGCUACGACAGACAGCUUUCGUCAUGCGGACAUGUCUUCGCUUGCAGCAGAACCUCCGACGAGAGACCAGGAUGCCACACCAGUGUCUCGUCUGGUCAUUCUUAAUCCUGGGGGAAGAGUGGCGUCUCUAUGCUGCUGUGCCGGAUGGUCUUGGUGUGGUCAGUACCGGGAAUCACUCACUCAAAUGCGUCCACGCGGCGCUAACUUUGAAGCAGCAGAUUUUUGACCUCUGGCACGGAACAGUACUCUUCCCAGAAGGUGCCCUUCAACUGCUGUUGAUCAUUGAGUACCUCUGUGACUGGGGUUGUGAAGUCUAUCGAACGAGCGUUCUUACCUGCUUGGCUGGUGGCAGAGAUAGCUUUCUCAGUUCCAGGCUCAGUCCCAGUGGUACCGAUAUAUCCUCACAGCUUAGUGAAACAGGUCUUACAAGCUCACGAGCAAUGUCGCUUCCCUCGAGAGCAUCCUUGACGCGGGAGCUCCUUAACGGCGACGCAAUCGGAACACCUAUAGAGACAUCCCCUAAUCCCCUGGAAAUCGAACCCUUGCUUCAGAUCGACGACGCCACCUUGUUGGACGGACAAGAUGUUCAUCACUGGCGGCGAUGGGUUGCGAAUGAGCAAGAAUCGGGCUCAUGGGUCAGCAAAGCAACCAUUAGGCACUCCAACCAAGUGGAGCUGAGCUUUUUACAAAUGACGAUGCCAGCUGAAGUUGAUCUCCUCCGAGUCUUCUUGACAUCUUGGUUCCCUGCCUUGACGCUCAAAGAAGCUGCAAGAAAGCUCCUGACUUCCCUGCAAGAUGAUAAUUUGGCGGUGACAGCUUCCGUGAAAGCCACUUCCUGGCAAGAAAACCAAGUGAACAGGUUCACCCUCGAGGUCCGAGCUUUGGUGUAUUUUCGAUCAGCGUUGAAACCCGAAAACUGGGAGAUCGCACGGCACGUGCUGGCCAUUUUGUGCGACCCCAAGGCGCUGAAAGGGCUUUGCGAGAUCGCAGAACUCAACCCCAAUGACCAGCCGACCUCCGACAGAUGUGUAGACGCUGAUUGUGAGCCAUUCAAGCAGGCGAUCAACUGGGUAAAAGCCGUGGGAGGGACGACCUCAGCAGGACUGGCCCUGAGGCGGCGUCAACUCUACCUGAGGUCUGUCAGUAACAAUGAUGGAUCUUCGAAGUUUGAGUGGAUGAUAUCCCGUCCGGAGCAAGAGGGUGGAGUAUUGGAGCAUCUCUUGGAGAGGAUAUCACAGACUUCUGAAAGCUGCGAAGAGGGUGUACCAGAGAUCCUGACACCAUACAUCAAGAGAUUCCGGCGCACAUACAUCGUUCCACAGGGGCGUGAUGAGCAAGGACCACCGGCAACGGCUCUCAAGAUCCCGGACCUCCGAACAUCCGGCGCGUUGAUCAAGAAACCGACCACUGGCUGGCCUGAAGAUACGCAGGACUUCUGCUUCUUGAUCACGAACGACAAUGUCCGGUUUGACGACAUAGCCAAGCUUGGGCAGCUGCUGGAAGAUACCAGAAGGGCGAAAGAAUUAUACGUGAUUGUCAGGAAGAAAGCUACGUACCACCAGGGAGACCUGGCGCUCAUCGAUUGGUGGAUCCGGGUCUUGAAGAACCAGUCACCUUACGACACAUUCUUCGAGUAG